AUGUUUGACUGGCGGCCAUUUUUGUUUGGUGGUCUUGCUUCGAGUGUUGCCGAAUUGGCAACAUUUCCAAUUGAUCUGACAAAAACUCGCCUACAAAUUCAAGGACAGAUAUUUGAUAAUCCUAGCCAACAAUUAAAAUAUGCUCAAAAAAAAUAUACAAAUAUGUUUCAAGCAGCUUAUCGCAUUGGUCGAGAAGAAGGUGUACGGAUGCUUUAUUCAGGUGUUUCAGCAGCUUUAUUACGUCAAGCAACUUAUGGAACAAUCAAAAUUGGUAUAUAUCAAAAAUUGAAACGUCUUUUUGCAGAUGAUAUUCAACAAGAAAAACUUUAUAUUAAUGUUUUAAAUGGCAUGUUUUCUGGUGCAUUAGCUAAUGGUAUAGCAAAUCCUACUGAUUUAUUAAAAGUAAGAUAA
Molecule: messenger RNA, 411 nt
Organism: Rotaria sp. Silwood1
Lineage: Eukaryota; Metazoa; Rotifera; Eurotatoria; Philodinida; Philodinidae
Source: the annotation of a GenBank genome assembly